GCUGUUUCUGAAACUUAUUCAAUAGUCUUGGUGAGGUGGUAGCCCUUACAAGGUAUUUCAGAACUUGUAUGUGAUAUCGCUUCUUAACUGACUACGUGCAGUAGUUGCAUCAGGGGCACCAAGAUUAAGUACUUUUGAUGUAUGACUUGGGAGAUGGCAUUUUGUUCAUAAUUUUCUACUAGGAUUUUCAUGUUUUUCUUUGUUCAUACCUUCCGGGAGAGGAGAAGAGUGAAGUGCAGCAGGGACCAACAGCGGAUCAAGCCGGAUCAAAGGAAGACGCAGUAGGACGCAAGCGCAAUGCCGUGGAUGAAACCGGAGACGAAAACCAUGAGGAACAAGAAGAAACAGAACAGCAGUCUAAGAAAGCUAGAAGGGAGUUUCUUUUUCUGGAUUUGGGGACGCUCUGACAGGAACGUAUUAUUCGACAUGAAGACCUGCUGAAGCUGAUUGACUAACAACGAACUUGGAAAGUAGCUACUUGCGGCGAUGGUUGCAUCAUGCUCAUGUUCUUGUCAUUGUCAUAUCUGAUGCAAGGCCUUAGUACGUUGUACUUGCUCCUUUCAACAAUGGCAUCUACAACUUGAAGUCAAGUUAGAGCGACAGCGAGCGUUGUACAGGAACUUGCUGGGCACAUGGAUCAUUAUGUUGAAGUCAACUGUAAGCGUAACUCAAGCUGUGUGACGAAAAAGACGUGCAGGCAUUGCAUAAGGUGAAGAGAUCUGGAGAUAGCCUCCAAUAAUGAAGGGGAUUUAUUUGCCAUCAGGUCGCUUCUAUAGCACGAGCACGCGACUUAUCUCACCUGCUACAAGCAGCAGGUGGGUAGAUGGAGACGAACUUGCACCCAGAAAAAUCGCUGAGGCACUGUCACGUAGCUUCACGACAGCUAGCGGCGUGACGCCAACCACUUCGUUCGACAAAUGUACUACAAGCCCUACCUCUAGCACUACCCGGAGCAUACUCUUGAUAUCAACAUCAAUUUUUGAAAAAAAAAGAUGUUGUACAGGACGACGAAGAGAAACAACAACAGUUUUCAUAAACAUCAACAGGGACGAUUGUUGUAGACAGUUCUCUUCAACCACGUCAAGAAGAAAGAAUAACUUUCAGGCCAUAGACCAUGUUGCGAUGGGGGUGGAAGAUCUUGACAGGGCGGUUUGCUGGUACAGAGAGAUGCUCGACUUCACUCUUUUCCGACCACGAGACCCCAUGUUUCACGAAGAAAAAGUCAUCCGGAUGAUCGCGCAUAGGCAGAAUCCAUCCAUGAAAAUCGCGCUUCUGCAAUUACCAGAGGAUAUCGUCGAAAUGAAGAAGCAACAGAUCAUGCUCAUCUCCUCAAUUCCAUCACCGGAAGCGAGUGCAAGCUCAAGCAGACCAUGUCAAGGGCACGAUCGACUUCUACGUCUUUUGACGGAUCGCACGUUCCGUGGCCAUUUUUCUUUAUCAGUCUCCACUCGCUCAGAGUUUCAAGAAUUUUGUGAUAGUCUGAGUGAAAAUCUAAGAAGAUGUGGUGGAGUCACAGAGGACGAGCUGUGGACAGAAAAUCAGGAUUACGGUGUACAAAAGAGCAUCUUUUUCCACGACUUAGAUUUGAAUGAAUUGGAAGUUUCAUACUGGUUGGCCGAACACGAAAUUGCUAUUGCACAGAACAAGUAAAGAUUUAGUUGAAAGAGCAAGGCCCUAAAUAACCAAAAGACGAGAGAAAGAUUAAUUUCGUUCCGUUUGAGGAAAUAUACGGUUGGAUGUUAU
Molecule: messenger RNA, 1743 nt
Organism: Amoebophrya sp. A25
Lineage: Eukaryota; Dinophyceae; Syndiniales; Amoebophryaceae
Source: the annotation of a GenBank genome assembly